Molecule: messenger RNA, 651 nt
Organism: Trifolium pratense (red clover)
Lineage: Eukaryota; Viridiplantae; Streptophyta; Magnoliopsida; Fabales; Fabaceae
Exons: 1
Coding region: 1-651 (216 amino acids)
Source: RefSeq, a predicted model, not a curated record
AUGGCGGAAUCAAGCACUUACCUGCAACCAUCAAUCCCUAGAUUUGAUGGACACUAUGAUCAUUGGUCAAUGCUUAUGGAAAACCUGCUGAGAUCCAAAGAAUAUUGGAAUCUCAUUGAAGAUGGAGUGUUUGUUGCUCCUGCUGGCGCAUCACAAGAACAAAUUCAACGUGCACAUGAGAGCAAAUUGAAUGAUCUGAAGGCGAAGAACUUCUUGUUUCAAGCUAUUGAUAGAGCAAUACUUGAAACCAUUCUUGCAAGAAGCACAGCUAAAGAAAUAUGGGACUCAAUGCGACAGAAGUAUCAAGGAUCCACCAAAGUGAAGAGAGCACAACUUCAGGCUUUGAGGAAGGAAUUUGAAACCCUCAACAUGAAGAUUGGUGAAUCCAUUGAGGAGUAUUUCUCAAGAACUCUGUGCAUUGCCAACAAGAUGAGUAGUCAUGGUGAGACUGUGACACAGUCUAUGAUUGUUGAAAAGAUCUUGAGAUCUUUGACAUCUAGAUUCAACUAUGUUGCUUGUUCAAUAGAAGAAUCUAAUGAUACAACAACCAUGACAGUUGAUGAGCUGCAGAGCAGCUUACUUGUUCAAGAACAAAGAAUGAAGAGUCAGAAAGAUGAGCAAGAACAGAUCCUCAAGGUCUCUAAUGGUUGA